Molecule: messenger RNA, 1464 nt
Organism: Besnoitia besnoiti
Lineage: Eukaryota; Apicomplexa; Conoidasida; Eucoccidiorida; Sarcocystidae
Product: glutathione reductase
Exons: 7
Coding region: 1-1464 (487 amino acids)
Biological process (GO): glutathione metabolic process; cell redox homeostasis; cellular response to oxidative stress
Cellular component (GO): mitochondrion; cytosol
Molecular function (GO): glutathione-disulfide reductase (NADPH) activity; flavin adenine dinucleotide binding
Source: RefSeq, a predicted model, not a curated record
AUGACCUGCCUGCGCUUUGCAUGGCGUCCCUUGGUGUGUCUUGCCGCUCUGCCUCAGCGCGACAGCACUUUGAUCUCUUCGUCAUCGGCGGCGGAAGCGGAGGACUCGCAUGCGCGCGACGCGCAGCGGCAUACAACGUCAGAGUCGGCAUUGCUGACGGCAAACGGCUCGGAGGUCAUGUGGUGCGUGGCAUCGGUCCACGAGACGCUUCACGACUUGAAGAACUUUGCAUUCACCGUCACAGAGCAGCCGACGUUUUCCUGGAGCGCCUUGAAGACAAACCGAGACAACUACAUCAAGAGACUGAACAACAUAUACCUGAACAACCUCAAGAACAGCGGCGUCACGUUUUUCCCAGCGUUUGCGCGACUCGCGAAGCCAGACGCGACGCCGAAUGGAGGGCAGGCGCACUCAAUCAUCCUCAAGUCUGGCGACGGCAAGGAAGAAACGGUGACAGCUGACCACGUCCUCAUCGCUUCAGGCGGCAGGCCAGUGGAGGCGGGAAUCCCCGGCGAAGAACACACCAUCAACAGCGACGGCUUCUUUGAACUGGAGGAGAUGCCCAAGAAAGUGGCGCUGAUUGGAGCGGGGUACGUUGCAGUGGAGCUUGCGGGAGUGUUUGCCGCGAUGCGAGCGGAGACGCAUCUCUUCGUCCGCAGGGAGUGCGCCCUUCGAAAGUUUGACGACAUGAUCAGCUCGCGCGUCGACGAAUUCAUGAAGAAAGCCGGUGUGCAGGUACAUCCCCACAGCAACGCCAAAGCUGUUCACAAAGACGCCGACGACUCGCUGACGCUGGAGCUCACCGACGGAAGGAAAAUCGGAGGAUUCGAGUCCAUUAUUGUCACGAUUGGUCGCGUCCCUGAAGUCGAGGGCCUCGGCUUGCAAGAUGUCGGCGUGAAGCAGGUGCCCGGCGCGGGUUACAUCCAAGUUGACGAAUUUCAGAAUACCUCCGUCAAGCAGAUCUACGCCUUGGGCGACGUGUGUGGCAAGCUCGAGCUGACGCCGGUGGCCAUUGCGGCGGGGCGGCGCCUGGCGGACCGGCUCUUUGGGGACCUGCCGAAUGCGAAGCUUGAGUACGGCUGCGUGCCGACUGUCAUCUUCUCGCACCCGCCUGCUGCCUCUGUCGGUUUGACUGAGGCGGAAGCGAAGGCCACGUACGGCGAGGAAGAUAUAAAGGUGUACACGGGAACAAGCGUCAACCUGUACUACGGAGCAUGGCCCGUUGCGCCUGAGGAGAAACCAAAAACUUUCAUCAAAAUGAUUUGCGUGAAAAGCCUGUCAAUGAAGGUCGUCGGGCUCCACGUCGUCGGCAUGGGCGCCGACGAGAUGAUUCAAGGCUUCGGUGUCGCGAUCAAAAUGGGGGCGACGAAAGCAGACUUUGACAACUGCGUCGCAGUGCACCCGACGGCAGCCGAGGAGGUCGUGACACUCGCACCUUGGGGUCUUUCACACAAAGGCAUGUAG